Messenger RNA from Amphibalanus amphitrite, 3131 nucleotides. Its product is annotated as protein singed-like. Gene Ontology annotation, molecular function: protein-macromolecule adaptor activity; actin filament binding. Gene Ontology annotation, cellular component: cytoplasm; actin cytoskeleton. Gene Ontology annotation, biological process: establishment or maintenance of cell polarity; actin filament bundle assembly; cell migration. The transcript is spliced from 9 exons. The record is from RefSeq and is a predicted model, not a curated record. Lineage: Eukaryota; Metazoa; Arthropoda; Thecostraca; Balanomorpha; Balanidae. The coding region runs from base 426 to 2024 and encodes 532 amino acids.
CGGCGCCGGCUGCGCCGCGGCGCCGGUUCGUCCCACAUCGGCGCGUCUCGCGAUGGGAGCCGUCUGCACCAACAGCUGUUCGAUGACCGGUCAUCUCCCUCCCUCAGUCGUCACGCCAUGAAUCGACUCCGACUUUGGUCGGGGAAUGGCAUCACCACACAUCCAAAGCCUUAGUCGCGCGGUCAUGCGUGGGUAUGUGUCUGUGGCCGAUUUUUUCCGGUUGGGUGAUCAGCAGCCAGGGAGAUCGUUGGUCUCUUUGGUGGAGUCUGUCGGCCGUGGACGACGGUAGCCAUUCGACGAGCGAACACCGGAGGCUGCGGAUCUCCGGUGCCGGGACUCACGAGACAACGGUGUGAGCUUAGAGAGUGAGAGAGUGAAACACAGUGGACUGUGUGGUCAGGAGUGAAGAGAAGAAGAGAGGCGUCAUGCCCAUCAACUCCAUCUGUCCAUUGCCUCAUACGGAGCACUGGGAGGACCUGCAUGACAUGGGCUUCAUCCAGCCUUUCAUGGACAAGAUGAACGGCAGCAGCAACGGUAUGAACGGCGGCACGUGCGAGCCAGCCACCGACGAGAGGGCCUGGACGGUGGGCCUGCUCAGCGGCGGAAAAUACCUCACAGCUGAGACCUUCGGCUUCAAAAUCAACGCCAAUGGCACCUCCCUGAAGAAGAAGCAGCUAUGGACAAUGCAGCCGACUGGAGACGCCGGUCAGAUCUCACUUCGCUCCCAUCUGGGCAAAUACCUGGCCGUCGACUCCUUCGGCAACGUUACCUGCGAGUCUGAUGAGCUGGAGGCGGGUGGCGUGUUCGAGAUCGCGCUCUCCACAGAUGGAAGUGGCCGGUGGGCGCUCAAGAACGUGGAGCGGAAGUAUUUCCUCGGAUCUGCAGGAGAUAAACUCGUCUGCAACGCCAAGGCGCCGGCGGAUUCUGAACUCUGGUAUGUCCAUCUAGCCGCGCGACCUCAGGUCAAUCUGUACAGUCUGGGUCGAAAGCGGUUCGCGCAUCUCUCCGAGGACCAGGACGAGAUCCAUGUGGACGCCAACAUCCCCUGGGGCGAGGACACCCUAUUCACAUUGGAGUUCCGCGACAACCACUACGCGCUGCACACGUGUAACAACCUCUACCUGCAUCGCGAGGGAGGACUGCAGAGCUCGUGUGCCGAAGACUGCCUGUUCAGCAUCGAGUACCACAACGGCAGUCUGGCACUCCGGGACCGGACGGGGAAGUACCUCUCACCGGUCGGGUCAAAGGCGCAGCUGAAAUCCCGCGGUAUUGCCGUCACCAAAGACGAACUGUUCACACUGGAGAAUUCGCUGCCCCAGGCCUGCUUCUCGGCUGCCCUCAACGACCGAUACGUCAGCGUGAAACAAGGCAUUGACGUCACGGCCAACCAGGAGGAGGUGGAACAGACGGAGCGAUUCCUGCUCGAGUUCGACCCCGACACCCGGCGCUGGUACAUUCGUACCAUGCAGGACCGCUACUGGACCCUGGAGAGCUCCGGUGGCAUCCAGGCGGCCGCCGGGAAAAAGUCUUCCAACUCCCUGUUUGACCUGGUCUGGCACGGUGAUGGUUCCGUAUCGCUGAGAGCCAACAACGGCAAGUGUCUGUCCGCCAAGAAGUCGGGCCACCUGUUCGCCAAUUCUGAGGAGAACGAGGAGAAUGCCAAAUUCUACUUCUACUUGAUCAACAGGCCAAUUCUGGUGCUGAAGUGUGACCAGGGCUUUGUCGGCUACAAGAGCUCCUCCUCCACGAAGCUCGAGUGUAACAAGACCAACUACGAGACCGUGCACGUGGAGCGGGGCGACAAGGGACGCGUGUUCUUCAAAGGUCAGAAUGGCAAGUACUGGACAUCCGAGGACGGCAUCUCUGCCUCUGGCGACGUACCCCACCCGUUCUUCAUGGAGCUACGCGAGCCCACCAGGAUGUGCAUCAAGGACGAGCACGGGGGCUAUCUCUGCGCUCAAAAGAACGGCGCCUUCGCUCUGGAUAAUACCGAUGUGUCCGGAGCCACCUACUGGGAGUUUUAGAAUAAGGGCUUUCUUUGGGCACACAGUGCUGUGAUUGUGACAAGAAGGCAAUGCUUAAUGCCUUUGGGAAGGUUGGAAGAAAACUUAAGGGAAGUUCCUCUUAGAGUGGUGCGUGUGUGGAGUGUCCACGUGCAGAAAUCUACGAAUUAUUUUGCUAGGUUUUGAACUCUGCGAGUUGUGAAUAUCGCUGGUGAUUCGGGAGCGAAAGUCAGGCUGUUGGCUUCUUUGUGAUCGGUGAGCUAAGACAGCCAGAUUACUUGAGUCACGCUGGAUUGACUAUAUAGAGGGCUUCUCGAGAGUAAAAGUGUUUCCUCGUUGAAGAGAACCUUUUGUAUCACACCGAUGUGGCUAAAAAGCGUGCCAGACAGCGUGUGAACCAAUACCCUGGUAUGAACUAUGAUUCCUCCUCUCUGCUCGUAUGCUAUCAGAAAGACAAUCGUUUUGAUGUUGUAAGACGCCCGAUUUCUUACAUUUGCUAGUGAGCGGGGAUCAAAUAAUGUCCAGAGUAUGAGUUCUGGGUGAGCUGAAGUGAGCUCACCGUUCCGUGCUUCUAUCCUCAGGAUACUGAAAUCCUUCUCCUCCACGCCGUAACCCCCCUCCGGGCUGGACAGGCAACUUUAUCUCAUGCGGGCUGCUCCCUUGGAGCGGCACCGCUGCUCCUGAGGGAGCGCACCCCGUAGCCGGGUGCAGUGAGUGCCUUGGGGCUGGGUGGCCUGUCCUCUGGACGGGCUCAGCCCCGGCGACUCACUAGGUUGCCUGCCCAGACCAAUGUCUCCCCCUAAUUCCUAUCAUCCUUCCGGCUCUGCAAUGGUCUUGUCAGACCGAAAGGGCCUAACCCAACAAAACAAAAAAACAAACAAAAUGAAGUGAGCUAAGUGAGUCUGGAUGGACUGGAAUGAGUUUCUGUUAAGCUCCGUUUGAGCUGGAGUGAGCAGUGUUUUUACGUGGUGAAAGAUGAUAUAGGAUGUAACACUGACUGAUUUCUCGACUGGAGAUGAAGCUCUAUUAUUUUGUCGGACUUGUGGUUUUGUCCUCUGCUUCUCGCCAAUACUGAUGAAUGGCAUCUGUGCAGAUAUUUAUGUGAAUAAACUGUGAGCUACUAAUCGA